GGCAUCAGCCAAUGAGAAGUGCGCCGGUCCUGGUCGCCUGGGAAACCCCGAGACAACAAGAUGGCGGCCCUGCGGGACGGCUCGCUGGCCCUGUGGAGUUCCUGACAGCGAGCCUCGAAACUAGAGCGAUGAGCUCACCUCUGGCCUCUCUUAGCAAGACUCGGAAGGUGCCCCUAGAGCCGGAGCCUAUAAAUCCUGGGAGGCGAGGGAUAAGAAUCUACGGAGAUGAAAAUGAGGUGGACAUGGUGAAUGAUGCGCAAGACACAGAAGAAAAGAUCUCGAUCCCUUCCUGCUAUGGAGGCAUUGGUGCCCCUGUCGGCAGGGAAGCCCUUUCCAUCCUAGCCUCCAAUCCAGGCCUGGACACUAGAAACUUUGUCCACUUGACAGUCUUACCAUUCAAUGAUGACUUGGAGCCGAUGUCCCCCCUGCCUGGGAAGCUUCGGGACAUGGAGAAUCAGUUAAAGGUCCUGAAUAAUGAGCUACUGGCUAAGGACCAGAAGAUCCUGGCCCUGGAAGAGUUGGUGCAGACCCUGCAGGAGCAGCAGCAGCAGCAACAGGAGCAGCAGGAGCAGCAGCAGCAGCAAGGAGACAGUGCAUCCCUGAGGCGGCAGGAGGAGCUAGAGACACAGUGCAUUCAGCUGCAACGGCAGGUUGGCGAGAUGGAGCGGUUCCUCAGUGAUUAUGGCCUGCAGUGGGUGGGCGAGCCCAUGGACCAGGAGGACUCAGAGGGAAAGGAAGGCGGUGAAAGUGAUGAUCGGGACUGGAUGACAGCCAAGAAGUUCUGGAAGCCAGGGGAUUCUGUUGUGCCCCCUGAGGUGGACUUCGACAGGCUGCUGGCUAGUCUGCAGGAUCUGAGCGAGCUGGUGGUGGAGGGAGAGAGCCAGGUGACACCCGUGCCUGGUGGGGCACAGCUCCGCACCCUGGAGCCCAUCCCGCUGAAGCUCUACCGGAACGGCAUUAUAAUGUUUGACGGGCCCUUCCGGCCCUUCUACGACCCCACCACACAGCGCUGCCUCCGGGACAUACUGGACGGCUUCUUUCCCUCAGAGCUCCAGCGACUGUAUCCUGAUGGAGUCCCCUUUAAGGUAAGCGACCUGCGCAAUCAGGUCUUCCCAGAGGAUGGGCUGGGCCCAUUCCCAGGUGAGGGUCGUGUGGUGGGCCGCAAAAUGCGCAAGGCCAUGGACAGGGUGGAGGAUCCUACAGGCUCCCGGAUGACUGCGGAGAAAUUUCUGAACAGGCUUCCCAAGUGUGUAAUCCGACAAGGCGAGGUGAUUGACAUCCGGGGCCCCAUCAGGGACACCUUGCAGAACUGCUGCCCAUUGCCUGGCCGGAUCCAGGAGACUGUAGUGGAGACACCUGCCUUGACUUCUGAGCGGCGGAGGAGCCUGGAGUCUCCCAGCACGCCUGUGCCUCUGCACACCAUGCUGCGCAUCAAAUCUGAGAACGGGGAGCAGGCCUUCCUACUGAUGAUGCGGCCCGAGGACACUGUUGGCGAUGUGCGCAAGCUCUUAGCGCAUGCCAGGGGCACGGAUUUGGCCACCUUUGAGAUCUUCAGCACCUUCCCACCCACGGUCUACAAGGACGACACAGUCACACUGAAGGCUGCAGGCCUGGCUCCCAGCGCAACGCUGCUGUUACGGGCUCCAAGAGUAAAAGCCUCACCGUCGAACCUCGGCCUUGGCCCUGGCCCUGGCCCUGGCCCUGGCCCCCACCCCGGCCCAGGCUCACUGUCCUGAAUAAAGUGCCGCCCCUGACAUUAUGAGCACCGCAAGGCUCUCUAGACAGGGCUGUCUUGAGGGGGAGGCUGGGCUGGGGGGAGGGGUGGUAUAGCCACUCAGGCCUGUAACUGGAGCCCCAGCUGGCGUAGCCACUUACUCUUUGUCCCCUGAGUUCCUUUUCUCCCAAGUUGUGCUAAGUGGAUCCAAUGGAGGGAGUGGCCGGGUGGACAUUCUCUGUCUCAGCUGGCAGGGGAGCCUCACUGGGGGUGAGGCUCUG
Messenger RNA from Meriones unguiculatus (Mongolian gerbil), 1995 nucleotides. RefSeq names its product UBX domain protein 11 (gene Ubxn11). The transcript is spliced from 15 exons. Bases 12 to 1736 code for a protein of 574 amino acids. NCBI's taxonomy places the organism in Eukaryota, Metazoa, Chordata, Mammalia, Rodentia, Muridae. Gene Ontology annotation, biological process: proteasome-mediated ubiquitin-dependent protein catabolic process. Gene Ontology annotation, molecular function: ubiquitin binding. The record is from RefSeq and is a predicted model, not a curated record.